AUGGGAAACAAACGACUGGAUCAUAUUCGACAAGACGCUUUAGAAUCGGCGCCAUACUUGGGGAGCGAUGAGGACUCUUCUACUAUGAAAAAUGCGUCUUCAUUAUCGACAAGUGACUCACAGGCUGAGGUCAAGCCCUGGGUUCAUUUCGUUGCUGGCGGCGCUGGGGGGAUGGCUGGUGCCAUUGUGACAUGCCCCUUUGAUGUGGUGAAAACCAGACUGCAAAGUGACGUUUUCCAAAAUGCCUAUAAGUCGUCCGCUACUGGUGGCGCAGACGGAGCCUCUAAUUUCGUCAAAACCGGGGCAAGACAUUUUAAAGAAACAUUUGGAAUUCUUUCAGAUGUUUAUAAGCUAGAAGGUUUUCGAAGUCUGUUCAAGGGAUUAGGGCCGAACCUUGUAGGUGUCAUUCCCGCGAGAAGUAUCAAUUUCUUCACUUAUGGAACUACCAAACAGAUAUAUUCCAAAGCCUUCAAUGAUGGCCAAGAGGCACCUUGGAUUCAUCUCAUUUCUGCUGCCACGGCUGGAUGGGCUACCUCCACCGCUACAAAUCCCAUAUGGCUUAUCAAAACCAGACUUCAAUUAGACAAGGCGGGCCAAACUCAACAGUACAAAAGCUCCUGGGAUUGCUUCAAACACAUUAUGCGCCAUGAGGGCUUUUUGGGUCUCUAUAAGGGGCUCAGCGCAUCUUAUUUGGGGUCUGUAGAAGGCAUUUUGCAGUGGCUGCUAUACGAACAGAUGAAGCAUGUUAUCAAGAUGCGUUCCAUUGCAAAAUUCGGUAACAUUAGCGAGGGUGAGAAAAGUAGCGUCGACAAAUUCAAAGAGUGGUGUCAAAGGUCCGGCAGUGCUGGACUUGCAAAGUUUCUGGCCAGCAUUGUCACCUAUCCUCAUGAAGUAGUGCGGACGAGAUUAAGACAGGCGCCGCUACAAGACGGAAAACUCAAAUACACUGGUCUUAUUCAAUCCUUCCGCGUUAUAAUAAAGGAAGAGGGUCUAGCUUCGAUGUAUGGCGGGCUGACUCCUCAUCUCCUUCGAACGGUGCCGAACAGUAUCAUCAUGUUUGGUACUUGGGAAUUGGUGAUAAAGCUGCUUUCGAACGUUUAA
Lachancea lanzarotensis is the source of this 1101-nucleotide messenger RNA. RefSeq names its product LALA0S04e03290g1_1 (gene RIM2). Gene Ontology annotation, molecular function: pyrimidine nucleotide transmembrane transporter activity. Gene Ontology annotation, biological process: pyrimidine nucleotide import into mitochondrion. NCBI's taxonomy places the organism in Eukaryota, Fungi, Ascomycota, Saccharomycetes, Saccharomycetales, Saccharomycetaceae. The transcript has a single exon. Gene Ontology annotation, cellular component: mitochondrion. The record is from RefSeq and is a predicted model, not a curated record. Bases 1 to 1101 code for a protein of 366 amino acids.